Branchiostoma floridae (Florida lancelet) is the source of this 3171-nucleotide messenger RNA. Its product is annotated as metallophosphoesterase domain-containing protein 1-like. The transcript is spliced from 6 exons. Gene Ontology annotation, molecular function: hydrolase activity. Bases 301 to 1230 code for a protein of 309 amino acids. The record is from RefSeq and is a predicted model, not a curated record. NCBI's taxonomy places the organism in Eukaryota, Metazoa, Chordata, Leptocardii, Amphioxiformes, Branchiostomatidae.
UUCUACCCAAUUUGCGUGGACUAUCCCAGCGACCUUUGACCUUACACAACUAGGAAGUUGUGACCAGGGGAAACCCCAUGCCAAGCAACAGAAAAAUAAGACGAACUCUCAAGAAAUUGCAGCCGGUUUGAGACUUGCUACUUCGAGAGAAUAUCCAGGUUCCAACUUGAAGGAUUUUUUACCAAAUGACUCUUUUGUCACCAAACUUGAACAAGAAGUCUCAAGACCAUAGUAAAGGAAGCCAUCCAAAUACCCGGACUUUUUCCCCCCCCAUGUUUCUGACUGUUCCAGCUUUUAUUCAUGUCCAUCCGCCGAACAUUAUCCAAGAUCUCCCGUAGAGUCAUGUCAUCUGACUCGGACCACAAGUCCGCUGCCCUGGACGCAGACCCUCUGGCCACGCAGCCGCAGAAAGCGUGGGACCAACGGAAGGUGGUUCAGACUGCGGCAAAGGUGGACCCGGUUCCGUUCGACAAGGAGAAGCCGCCCGGACAUGUACGGUUCGUCUGCGUGUCGGACACCCAUUCCAGGAGCGACAGGAUGGGAGCGAUUCCGGACGGGGACGUUUUGCUCCACGCGGGAGAUUUCACCGACCUUGGACACUUGCAGAAAGUGAAGGACUUCAACACUUGGUUAGGAACACUUCCCCACCCUUAUAAGGUCGUCAUUGCCGGCAACCAUGACCUGACCUUUGACCCUAAACUGAUGCAAGAGAUCCGGGCGGGAAAGCGCCCCAUGUUCUGGGCGGUCCGUGACGAAGAAGCAGAAACAGCAAAAUCGCUCCUCACGAACUGCAUCUACCUGGAAGACUCAGAAACCAACGUGAUGGGAAUCAGGAUUUGGGGGUCUCCAUGGCAGCCAUGGUUCUAUGACUGGGCGUUUAACGAGGAAAGAGGAAAACCCAUUCUGGACAAGUGGAACCUCAUCCCUGAGGGGGUCGACAUUCUGGUGACGCAUGGGCCUCCACUGGGUCACGGUGAUGUCACUAUCACAGGUCAGCACGUCGGCUGUGUCGAUCUGCUCAACACCAUUCAGAAAAGAGUCAAACCAAAGUACCACAUCUUUGGCCACAUACAUGAAGGUUAUGGCAUAACAACAGAUGGAACCACGACAUACGUCAACGCUUCAGUCUGUACAGUACGUUACCAGCCUGUCAACCCACCAAUCGUAUUUGAUCUUCCGACACCCGAAGAAGCCAUGAAACAGCUCGCAAAAGAACUCGACCUGGAUUAAAGAAAAGAAAAAAAAAAAAACAGCCAAAUCUCACUGUGCAAGUGGGAAAAUUUUAUCUGCAAUUUUUCUCUUUUUCUCCCAAUUUUGAAAAUAUUGAUUGUGUGAAAAGUGUAACCCAUGGAAUGUAGUGAAAACUUAAGGAAGGUUUACUUGUAAAAUGGUGAUAUUAUUUUGUGUGAUGCAGAUAACAUAUCAAAUUUUUACCAUUGAGGGUUUUCCGAAAUGAGAUGUGUAACAACUGUAUCAAACAGACUUUAAAGCUUGCCUACAAAAAAUUGAUAUUAUCAAUGAUUAUCUUUUGUCAUAAUAAAAGAUUUAGGUGCAUGAUCAUGACUCACUAUGGCUAGGGCUGAUGAUAUUACAGGCUUAUUAGAAAUGUGUUGUCUUCCCCCCAUUGCUUCUAUUGAGACUGACUUAAGGUAUCAAAAUGAUUUACUCUCCUUCAUCAGAUCUGAAAGGAAAAUGUGUAAUCAACUUCUCUAAACAUUCAGGCGUGCAGCUGAUUUGUAGAUGACAUUGCUUGAAAUUGUGAUCAAAAUGUUGAUAAUUUCAAUUACUGUUUAUAUAACUUUGAUCAUGAUUAAUGUAAGAGAAUAUGAAUGACCUUUCCUUUAUUUAUUGAUGUUAUGUAUCACUACAAAAAGGAUAGAUUGGAAAAACAGUACUGAUACUUAAAUCAUUGUGUCACAACAUUGUUUGACUUCCUGCAAUUUGAAGUUAUCUUUAUGACUUGAUUUCAUCUUUAAUGCUGCAUUUAUUGCACAGGAUAUGCAAGAAUUCAAUUCCAACUUACAGGGAAUACACCAAGGGGUAUUUUUGAGGGCUAUUGUGAAAAUAGCAACAAAAUUUCACAAAGAAGACAAAACAAAAAAAUAUAGAAUGCAAGAGCAUCUACACAUAAGGAAAUAUGCAAAUCAGAGAUUUUCAUUUUAAUCUGGAAACUGAAAAUAAUGUGUGAAUUGUGUGAACAUCACAGAACUUCUAUAGGUUAAAAUGAGCCACAAAUUAAUGUUGGUCAACUGCUUUGAUCAGCCAAUAUUCAAGACUUUACAUUUCACAGAAGAGAUUAAAAAAAGGAUUGGUUUGAAAACAAGAAAUUGUAGGAGUUAAAUUAAACACGACAUCAAUAGAGGGUCAUCAAUAUUCAUGCAAUAAGUUUUUGUCCUGUUGAGAGAUUGUAUUUAAUGCACUUCUUUCUACAUAAUCAACUGAGAUAUUUAGACGUAUCUUUGGGUUCAAAAAUUGACAAGUACAUGUAUGUAGUAUUGAAAAUCGAUUGAAUGAUCUGUAUUCUAUUGUUUUAGACAGAAUUAUUCUAUCAUGAUUGUUUUAUCAUAGUGAAGAUGUAUUUUGGAUUUUAUUAUGUUUUUGACAAAUUCUUAAGUAAUGUUGCAUGGAAAAAGACACAUUUUGUAUCCAUGCUGUAUCCAUGAAUUUAUGACUUUGAAUUUUGUGUAAGAAAACCUAAGAUAAAAAGUUUGUUUUGAGUUUUGUUACAUCAUACCUUUUGUGUGUGUAUAGUUUUGUUACAUGGGUAUGUAACGUUAUAAUCAUAAUGUGAGGCAAAAUAUCAAAUGAACGCAACAAAGAAAAAGAAUAUGAUUUAAACACCAUUACAAAUGAUAAACAAUGUAAGAUAAACUACUUUUUUGUGAUGAUUAACAUUAUCCCAUAACAGAAGUGCACUGGAAGACAAAUUGUAAAUAUAAAGUGAAGGAAAAUAAAUAGGAUAUCAGUUUUGAACUAUAGUAUGUCAUGUAUCAUAGAAGAAGUGCUUCAAGCCUACAGGUAUCUUGAUAACAAUAUGGAACCCAUGUUUGAAGCUGAACUGGUGUUUGUGUAUUUGGAAGAUGUAUUUCAAUGAAAAGUCAGAAGUAUGGUGUCUAAUUUUUUUUUAGUUUUUAUUGUGAAGCACAGUGAAUAAAUAACGGAAAUGGAAAA